Molecule: messenger RNA, 2103 nt
Organism: Pimephales promelas (fathead minnow)
Lineage: Eukaryota; Metazoa; Chordata; Actinopteri; Cypriniformes; Leuciscidae
Gene: zfand5b
Product: zinc finger, AN1-type domain 5b
Molecular function (GO): DNA binding; zinc ion binding
Source: RefSeq, a predicted model, not a curated record
ACUAUUAAAGAAAACCAACAAACAGCAGCCAGAAAAACACACAUAACGUUACACCGAAACACACACGUCAGCGGACUAGCGGCACAGACCAACGCGAAGGGUUUAAUAUAUAGUCUCUUUAUUCCGGGAGCUUCUCGUUUUACUCAUAUAAGGAAUCGCCCACCUUAAGAGAGAUGGCCCAGGAGACCAAUCAAAGCCCCGUGCCCAUGCUCUGUGCCACCGGCUGCGGUUUCUAUGGCAACCCUCGGACCAGUGGCAUGUGCUCGGUCUGUUACAAAGAGCAUCUAACAAGACAAAACAACGGGGGAGUCAGUCCGAUUAGCACAAUGGCUUCCAGCAGUGUCACCAGUAGUCCUACCGCUGAAGCCUCGGCCAUCCAGAUCAUUGAAGCGACUCUAAACCACUCCUCUGCUGCUAGCGCCGAGUCGCCCAACAGCGCCGCCACCGCUGCCCUCCCGGUCACACAACAGAUGACGGAGAUGAGCAUUUCCUGUGAAGACGACGUGGGCUCGCCGAAAGCAGAAGUUCCUGAACCAGUCGUCACUCAGCCCACUGCGUCCGCCGCACCCCCGAGCUCAGCCGACGGGGACGAGGCCAAGGCUCCCGAAGCCCCCAAACACAAGAAGAACAGAUGCUUCAUGUGCCGCAAGAAGGUCGGCCUGACAGGGUUCGACUGCCGCUGUGGGAACCUGUUCUGUGGACUUCAUCGCUACUCGGACAAGCACAACUGCCCCUACGACUACAAGGCAGAGGCUGCCGCCAAGAUCCGCAAGGAGAACCCUGUCGUGGUUGCCGAUAAGAUUCAGAGAAUAUAAACCCCCGCCCGCCGUCUUCACCUCGACUCUGCGAGAGAUCGGAUUAAAGGACUCGCACUUUGACCUGUGAUCCUAAAGACUAGUUUUUUUUUUAAUUACAGUAUGGGAAAGAAUCUUGUUUCUAAGCCAAUGCAUGAGUGAUCUUUGUUUCAUCUUUCUUUUGCUUUCUGUUGGUAUAUGAGCUUCAAGUUAAAACAAAUGAGAGGAAAAAGAACAAAAAAAGGCAUGAAGCCGGAGACGUGUCCUGCAUCUGAUUGUGGUGUUAAAGGCUGACUGUCCGUGGUUUCCUCUGAUGGCGUGUCCUGGACUCUUUGAGGACUGUUACGGCUCUGGCCCGAGCGCCGUCAGGGCAACAGUGCAUGGCUGGCUCAUGUAGCAAAUGGACGCUCUUCAGUUUCCUCCAGGUCGAACGUUUCGCCGUCCCGUUAAGAGUCAGCCUUUUCCACAUUUAUCAACCACGUUUCCGCUUGAGCAUCAGCCGACCACAGUUAUUGAGCUAUUGGAGUGAUGCUGGUUUUCUCUUUCAUGUUCAAAGGAUAUUUUUGUUUUUUCUUUUUAAUUAUUGACAGACUUUGUGAAAAAUAUAUAAUCCAGUUGCGAUGGUUUCAUGCAGCCAGACCAGAAUACUUCAUGAUCAAUUUUGAGCGCCCACCGUACCAGUGUCCAUUAUGGAUGUGGUGAGACAUGGCUACUAACGCACACCUAUGUUGGUUCUCCCACAUGACCCUUUUAAGUGACAUUUAUUUUCGUGUUUUCUUUAUUUGAUUUGUAAUGUGACACGAGUUUCUGAAAACGUGGUUCCUGGGCUUGUUCAGAGGGUUGAAUUUUAAGUGGGUCUUUUGCAUGGUUAGUGAAAUACUGCAUACUAGAAGUCCAUUUCUUUUUUUCCUCUAAUUCGCCUUUCUUGUGUGUGAGUGAUCUAUUCAGUGGGUAUUGAGUGUUAAAUUCAGGUAAGAAAUUAAUGGUAUUGUUUAGUGUCAUUUAAUCAGCUUUUUUGAGUGUUGUGAGUCAGUGUGAGUAUGUGACUAGUCUACUCGGUGAACGCCAUCUUCAGUCUCAGGCUCAGUCCGUGUCCUGUUUUUGGGUCUGGCUGCACAGCACUGUUUUAUUUUAGAGCUUUGUCAGUUUACACAGUACAACUAACCUUCUGUUCUGAUUUUGAUUUUAGUUAUGCAAGUUUGUACAAACCAUCUUUAUUUAUUAUAUGUAUUGCGCAUAUAAUCUUGUUAUCCGACAUUACUGCGAAAUUGUAUCAUGUAAAUAAAAUUAUGUACAGAGAUAUCAUUAA